AUGAAGGGCUCUUCUAGGGUUCCGAUUCCCGAUAACCUCCGGGGGACGAUUCGGAAUAUCAAGGAGAUUGCCGGAAAACACAGCGAAGAUGAUAUAUACGCGAUGCUCAAGGUCUGCAACAUGGAUCCCCACGAGACCACCCAGAAGCUUCUCUACAUUGACACAUUUCAGGAGGUUAAACCAAAACGUAACCAGAGGAAAGUGAGUAUUGACAACAGAGCUUCGAAAGAACAUAGCCAAAGAACUGACAAGCAGGAGAGGAAGACUAGGGGUGACAGCAAUUAUCCUUCUAAUAGUUCAGAUGGUAGACAACAACGUAAUGCUAGGCGAGACAAUGGUUUGAGCGGAUCUUCUAGGUCCUGUAAGCAAGUUAUUCAUAAACAAAUAGAUGCUGUUGGAAGCGCAUGCAACAGAAUCUCCAGCCGUGAACUGCCUUCCCAAUCAUCCAAUCGUAGCAUCAGUGGUGUAACCAAAGAUAACAAGUCGGACCACAGCAAUAAGCUCACAAAAUCAUCAUCUUUGUGGCCAGUCACAGUGAAGCAGUUGCAGGAUAUAGGUCCGGGUCCCACUCCCACGUCGACGCCCACCAAUCCAUCCACAGAAGCUGCAUCGAGAGGCAGGAGCUUGGGGAGGAAAUCCCAUCUUGGUAAAAAUAAGGGCUCGAUCGCUGUGUCCGGUGAGUAUUCCUCCUCAUCGGACCUCGUCUUAUUGCCAUCACUCAAAUCUCUGAACCCCGGCUCAGCAGGUAUUAUCAAGAGUGAGACAAAGAAUCUGUAUGAUUCUGUUAAGAAUCUGGAGAUUGGCCAAGUGGUGUUAGGGUCAUUUGACUUGGACGAUUGCAUACGGUUCAGUGACCAGAAAGCUUGCUCAGCUCAAUUGGGCAAUGGAUCUUUGGAAGGAAUGUCUGCGGGUAUUGCUUUGGGAGAUAACCAAGUAAAUUCCCAAGUUGGUGUUCGGCUGCACAAGUCGCGUGUUGCUGCUAAGAAGUCUGUUAUUUUCCCCAAUCAUCUUCGUGUGUCUGUACCUAAAGGUUUGACGUUUGGAAGUUUAUUUGAUCCUUCAGUUGAACAGAACAAUGAGGACUCUUGUUCUACAGAUGCUUCAGGCCCAAUUCCCGAGUCGUCUUCCCCGUCAUCUGCACACGAUGGUUAUACUGGUCAGCCUGUCUCUACUCCCCCACAAAGUAUUCAACCCAUUGGGGAAUCCCACGGCCCACUUCUCCAUCCCACAUCGGAGUAUACCACGAAUAUUGUACUCCCUAAUGUGGGUUCCCACCUUGUGCAGCCACCAGGACUUGAGCAACAGGGAGGAAGUUCAGUGCCAACAGCCGACUGUAAUAAGGCUCCAUUUCAGACUCAACCAGGCAUAACGCAGGGUUCUGUUGCCAUGCCCCCACAAAUGUUCACUUUCUUCAGGCAGCCAUACCCUCCCAACUACAUUCCCUACAGUCCUUACUAUUCCCAGCUUUACAAUUAUAUGCCCCCUCAAAAUGCACACCAGCUGAUGGGUCACGGUGGGUUUACCCAUCAGCCUCCGCCGGGUCCCAUUUAUGUACCACAGUCUGCUUCUGGUGCUAAAUUGCCUGUCCCACCAGUUUACAACCCGGCAAACACGACCCACUUGGGGAAUUUUCCUUAUGGGGCUUUGGGUUAUGGUUCUGGUGCAGUUUUGCCUUCUUCCAGCCAGGAUGAUGAUAUUUCGGGAUCUGAGCUCAAGGAUAAAAAUAUGCACUCCAAUCUCAAACAGGAAAUUGGUCUCGAGCAGAAUGAUAAUUCACACCUAGUGUCUGGUGCAUCUGGACAGGACACGUCAGUUUUGCAGUCAAAUGUUUUUUACAACUUUCCACAUGGAUUGUCAAUGGGCUUUCCACCUGCACAAGUCGCGGGUCACACUUCGUUUGCUGGUAUUUAUCAUCCGUCCCAGAGCAUGUCUGCAUCGACCCACCACUCUCAGUCGACCGACUCUAUUGUUUCUUAUCCUCAUUUGCCACAGUUUCCACCAAUACCUCAAGAGAAGUGA
Messenger RNA from Striga hermonthica, 2019 nucleotides. The record is from the annotation of a GenBank genome assembly. NCBI's taxonomy places the organism in Eukaryota, Viridiplantae, Streptophyta, Magnoliopsida, Lamiales, Orobanchaceae.